AUGGAAGCCCCGACAGCAGAUGGGCCGGACCCGUCGGGAAGAUGGGCGUGUGAAUUCUGUCCAGAGAGCUUUGCUCGAAAAGAGCAUCUUCAACGACAUGAAUUCAGCCAUCUCGGAUUGAAGCCGUUUCGAUGCGACGUGUGUUCUCGCAUGUUUUCUAGAAGGGAUACUCUGAGGAAACAUCAAGCCACUCAUUCGAGAGAAAGUGAUGGUGAAGAACCACCUUGCACCCGCAAUCGUCGGCGGUCCCAAAAAGCAUGCCUGAAUUGUGCCAAGGCAAAGCAACGCUGCAAUGGCAAGUCGCCGUGUCGUAGAUGUGUUAAGCGAAACAUACAAUGUGCAUUUCCAAAAGCAAUCUCUACACUGGAGGAUCCUCCACUAUUAGAGACGCCGGAGUUUAUUCAUUCUACGCUCCUCCUGGAUGACAAUCCUACACUCAUCUCAAGUGGCAGUGGCGAUCAUGCCACCUUCGACGAACAUCAUGUACGAUCAUUCGAAGACUUGGCAGCUACUACGAGAUCUGACGAGCAACAUCGAGAAGAUCUCAGCAUGUACCUUGCCGGUCACCCCGGUGAGAACGCUAUCCAUCCACAUGUGUUAUCACUACCUAGCCAAGGGUUAGGCGACGCCAUGGCAGUGGACAUGAGCAUAAGUCUACCGUCAGGAGGAUCAGUCACUUCAAUCUCCACCCGGGAAGAUAACGAUGAACUUCCCUCGUCGCAAAGUGAUUUCUCCAUGCCAGAAGAGCCUCAUGCUCAUCGUUUCUGCUGCACUCUGUUUCCAGAGACUCGGCCAGAUGAAGACGUAAUUGCAGCUGAGAAUUGUGGGCAUGUUAGACCCAUAGCAGACAAUCUAUAUCGACAGAUCUGUGAUUUCUGGAAGAGCCAGCAAUGUUCCUCGUGUGCAUCACCUUUCAUCAGCCUUUCCUUCUUGAACGCGAUGGUCCAGCUCUACUUCGAGCACCAUGACCCCUGGAUGUCUUUCAUUCAUCCGUCAUCUUUCGACACAGAAGACGCCUCAUGGGUUCUUAUAUUAGCGGUGGCAUCUAUCGGGUGCCAAUACUCUAAUGUGGAGCGUUCGGAGCUUUAUGUUUUAGGUCUACAGGACCUUCUACAGAAGGCGCUUCCGAAGGAUGCCACGGAAACUAUUGCCCUUGACCAGAUGACACUUGCACAGUGUCUUCUUCUACGCAAUACAGCUCUCCUGUUCAGCGGUUACGAAGAUGAGAUUCUUACGUCUCAGUACCAGAGGAACAUGCUCACUUCAGUGGCUAAAUCAGUUUCUGCCAACGUUGCUGAAAGUAUACCUUCUCUAGAUGAUUUGGACCCAUAUGAAAGGUGGCGUCGCUGGGUGGGGUUAGAGUCUCAGAGAAGAGUUGUCUACUGCAUUUACGUGAUCGAAUGCUGCUAUUGGAUAUUCAAAGAUGCCCCUUCAUCAAUGACUCUCGACGAUUUCAAGAUAGCUCUUCCAUGCCGAGACAAGUUAUGGACAUCCAAUUUCGAACAAUGGCAGGAAUGUCUACCAACAAGACCAGAAUCAAAAGACAGGCCGAGUCUGAAAACCGCAUUUUCUAACCCAGACUUACUCGACAACCUCCUCAACGACAACUCCGGCCUCAGCAACCUAGUAAUACUUCUAACAUUCAACGUCGAAGAAAGGCGCCUCUUACGAUCCACCCAGCCAUGGUUCGCAGCCGACAUGGCCACAGGCCUCAACGAGCGGAAGCUAUAUAAAUGGCCGGACGAACUAGUAUCCUUCCGAACAGCUCUAGACGAUAAAUGCGACCCUACAAUCAAACGUUUCUCUAUGCUCACACCCAUAGUAAACAAUGCACCUACCUUCCUGAAAGUGAUGUUCCACGUCACCAACAUACUCCGACGCACACCACUACGCUGUCUAUACGCCUUGAGCGGAUGGCAAGUCACAGUGGACCAGAUGACCGCCGCUGCUACAUCCCUAUCACACUGGAUGCAGCAGAAUCCGACACUAGCCCGAGAAGCCCUUCUACAGGCGACUACGUUAUUUGGAGUUCUCUAUGACGAGACCACAGGACCAGGGAGUCACCACUUGGCCUUUCUCACCGCGGGUCUCUAUAUCUGGGCGUAUUGUAUCGUGGGCGGAGAAGACAGCGCUACAGGAGCGAACGGAACACGGAAAAUCAGUCAACGCCCGCUGAGACCUGAUAAAGGUGUCCCAGAUGAUGUGAAAAACUCCUGGAUCCAAAGCACCCUUGAAGCUCCUGUAUAUGUCAAAGGAGUGGGUAUUUUGAACGGCCCGGAGAGUGCGAUUCGUGUUCUUAAGGGCUUUAGACUCGCCUUGUCGAGCCAUAGGUCUUGGCCUUCGCUUCGGCAUGGGUUGAUAUACUCUAUUUCGGAGGUCAUAGAUGGUAGGUUUGCGUCGCUUAGCCCGGAGUUGAAGUCUAGUGGGUGGAGGAAGAACGUGGAUAGAGAAACUCGAGCAUAG
Molecule: messenger RNA, 2463 nt
Organism: Aspergillus tubingensis
Lineage: Eukaryota; Fungi; Ascomycota; Eurotiomycetes; Eurotiales; Aspergillaceae
Product: cytochrome P450 family protein
Exons: 5
Coding region: 1-2463 (820 amino acids)
Biological process (GO): regulation of transcription by RNA polymerase II; DNA-templated transcription
Cellular component (GO): chromatin
Molecular function (GO): DNA-binding transcription factor activity, RNA polymerase II-specific; RNA polymerase II cis-regulatory region sequence-specific DNA binding; zinc ion binding
Source: RefSeq, a predicted model, not a curated record